GGCCCGGCACCAUGGACGAACUGCCCUUCUGCGAGGCGACGCUGGAGCAGGCGCUGGCCGAGCCCAGCGAGCUGGAUGCGGCGCUGCUGACCGACAUCGAAGCCCAGCCCUGGAGAGGCAGAGGCAGAGGCAGGAGGAUGGAGAGUCCCAGACAAGGCGCAGACCACGGAACCAUGGAUUGCACAUUCGAAGACAUGCUUCAACUCCUCAACAAUCAAGACAGUGACUUUCCCGGCCUGUUUGACCCACCCUAUGCAGGGGGCGGGGCCGGGGGCCCAGAUCCCAGCAGCCCUGGCCCCAGCUCCCCAGGCACCUUGUCUCCACCUCCUGCCGCUCUGAGCUCCCCUCUGGAAGCCUUGCUGGGGGCACCUAAGUCGACAUCUCCACCCUUGUCCCCUCCCCAGUCUUCACCUACCCCAUUGAAGAUGUACCCAUCGGUACCCCCCUUCUCCCCUGGGCCUGGUAUCAAAGAAGAGCCAGUGUCAUUAACCAUCUUGCAGCCUUCUCCUACCCCACAGCCCCUUCCAGGGACCCUCCUGCCCCAGAGCUUCCCAGCUCCAGCCCCAGCCCCAGCCCCUUCCCCCUCUCAGUUCAACUCUGCCCCUGUGUUGGGCUACUCUAGCCCACCUGGCAGCUUCUCCACAGGGACCCUUCCAGCCAGUGCCCAGCAGCCGCUACCUGGCCUGCCACUGGCUUCUGCACCCGGAGGCCAGCCUGUCUCCUUGAACACUCAGGUCCAGGGUGCGGCUCCCCCACAGCUAUUGACAGCCACAGCAGCUUCUGGAACAACCACAGUGACCUCACAGAUCCAGCAGGUUCCGGUCCUGCUGCAGCCCCACUUCAUCAAAGCAGACUCGCUGCUGCUCACAACCAUGAAGACAGAUGUAGGGGCCACUGUGAAGACGGCGGGCAUCAGUGCUCUGGCCCCUGGUGCCACUGUGCAGGCAGGAUCCUUACAGACCCUGGUGAGUGGUGGAACCAUCCUGGCUACAGUGCCGCUGGUCGUGGAUGCUGACAAGCUGCCCAUCAACCGGCUGGCAGCUGGCAAGUCCCCAGGCUCAGCCCAGAGUCGUGGCGAGAAGCGCACAGCCCACAAUGCCAUUGAGAAGCGCUACCGCUCCUCCAUUAACGACAAGAUCGUAGAGCUCAAGGACCUGGUGGUGGGCACUGAGGCGAAGCUGAAUAAAUCUGCUGUCUUGCGCAAAGCCAUAGACUACAUCCGCUUCUUACAACACAGCAACCAGAAGCUAAAGCAGGAGAACCUGAGUCUUCGAACUGCUGCCCACAAAAGCAAGUCGCUGAAGGAUCUGGUGUCCACUUGUGGCAAUGGAGGAAGCACGGAUGUGCCCAUGGAUGGCAUGAAGUCUGAGGUGAUGGACACACUGACCCCCCCACCCUCAGAUGCUGGCUCACCCUCCCAGAGUAGUCCUUUGUCCCGUGGCAGCGGCAGCAGUGGCAGUGGCAGUGACUCAGAGCCCGACAGCCCAGUCUUCGAGGAUAGCCAGGUGAAACCUGAGCAGCUGUCAUCCCCUCACAGUCGGGGUAUGCUGGAUCGUUCCCGCCUGGUUCUGUGUAUGCUGGUCUUCCUCUGUCUGUCUUGUAACCCCCUGGCCUCCCUGCUGGGCAGCCUCUCCGAUACCACCAGUGUCCACCAUGGUCCUGGGCGUAGCAUGCUGGAGGUUGAAGGCAGAGAUGGCACUGAUUGGGUGUCGUGGCUGCUGCCCCCUCUGGUCUGGCUGGCCAAUGGGCUACUGGUGCUGGUCUCCUUGGCACUUCUCUUCAUCUAUGGGGAACCAGUGACACGACCCCACUCGGGCCCUGCUGUGCACUUCUGGAGACACCGAAAACAAGCUGACCUGGAUCUGGCCCGGGGGGACUUUGCCCAGGCUGCCCAGCAGCUGUGGCUGGCCCUGCGAGCACUGGGCCGGCCACUGCCCACCUCCCACCUGGACCUGGCCUGCAGCCUGCUCUGGAACCUCAUCCGCCACCUGCUGCAGCGCCUCUGGGUGGGCCGAUGGCUGGCAGGCCAGGCCGGAGGCCUGCGGAGGGACUGCACCCUGAGGGCGGACGUGCGCGCCAGUGCCCGAGACGCGGCCCUUGUCUACCAUAAGCUGCACCAGCUGCAUGCCAUGGGGAAGUACAGUGGUGGGCACCUCACUGCUACCAACCUAGCAUUGAGUGCCCUGAACCUAGCCGAGUGUGCGGGCAAUGCUGUGUCUAUGGCGACGCUGGCAGAAAUCUAUGUGGCGGCAGCCCUGAGGGUCAAGACCAGUCUCCCGAGGGCCUUGCACUUCCUGACUCGCUUCUUCCUGAGUAGCGCCCGCCAGGCCUGCCUAGCGCAGAGUGGUUCCAUGCCUCUUGCCAUGCAGUGGCUCUGCCACCCUGUGGGCCACCGUUUCUUCGUGGAUGGGGACUGGGCCGUGCGCAGUGCCCCUCGGGAGAGUCUCUACAGCUUGGCCGGGAACCCAGUGGACCCUCUGGCCCGGGUGACUCAGUUAUUCCGUGAGCAUCUCCUGGAGCGAGCGCUGAACUGUGUGGCCCAGCCCAGCCCUAGCUCCAGUCCCAGCCCCGGGUCAGCUGAUGGGGACAGGGAAUUCUCAGAUGCCCUUGGGUACCUGCAGCUGCUGAACAGCUGCUCGGAUGCUGCCGGAGCUCCUGCGUGCAGCUUCUCCAUCAGCUCCAGCGUGGUUGCCACUACCGGUACUGACCCUGUGGCCAAGUGGUGGGCCUCCCUGACAGCUGUGGUAAUCCACUGGCUGCAGCGGGAUGAAGAGGCAGCUGAGCGGCUAUACCCACUGGUGGAGCACAUGCCUCAAGCUCUGCAGGAGACUGAGAGACCCCUGCCCAAGGCUGCCCUACACUCCUUCAAGGCUGCCCGAGCUCUGCUGGGCCGUGGGAAAAUAGAGCCUGGUCCAGCCAGCCUGGCCAUCUGUGAGAAGGCCAGUGGGUACCUGUGGGACAGUCUGGCCACUGCACCAACUAGCAGCUCCAUUGACAAGGCCAUGCAGCUGUUCCUGUGUGACCUGCUCCUGGUGGUACGCACUAGCCUGUGGCGACAGCAGCAGCCACUGGCCUCACCGCAGGCAGCUCCGGGCACUAGCAGCGGGCCCCAGGCCUCUGCCCUGGAGCUGCGUGGCUUCCAAAGGGACCUGAGCAGCCUGAGGCGUCUGGCACAGAACUUCCGGCCUGCCAUGCGGAGGGUAUUCCUACAUGAGGCCACAGCCCGGCUGAUGGCAGGGGCCAGCCCUGCACGGACACACCAGCUCCUGGACCGAAGUCUGAGGAGGCGGGCAGGCCCCGGUGGCAAAGGAGGCGCGGCCGGGGAGCUUGAGCCCCGGCCCACGUGGCGGGAGCACACUGAGGCCUUGCUGCUGGCCUCCUGUUACCUGCCUCCCGGCUUCCUGUCGGCGCCUGGGCAGCGCGUGGGCAUGCUGGCCGAGGCCGCUCGCACGCUCGAGAAGCUCGGCGAUCGGCGGCUGCUGCACGACUGCCAACAGAUGCUCCUGCGCCUCGGCGGCGGAACCACCGUCACCAACAGCUAGAUUCUGGGCGGCAAGCCUUGGUCUCAGCGUCCUGGUUUCCUGCCUAGGAGGGAGGGUCGGGGUGUGUGUCGGGGGGAGGCGGGGAGGGGAGGCUUGGGGACCUAAGUCCCCAGCCACCUCAGCCCCCGCCCCAACCUGAAAGCGGCAGCCAGGAUAGUGGUGACCUCUGGUGGCCGAUCCUGGAAGUGCAGGGACGGAGCCGUCUGUGGCUCUGACUUUGCAGAUAACUUAGUGGGCCACCCCCCCCCCCAACCGGUCUAGAGGAAGGAGAGGCACGUUUCUCCUAAGCUGAGGGGGGCCUUGUCCAAAGGGCCUCUCUCCCUUCUGGAGGACUUGUACAUAGUGUAGAUUUUGGUGAGCCAGCAUCCUGGCUUCAGAGGCUCAUGUGCUACUUUGCCUUUUACAAACUUUUAUUUUCGUAGGUCGAGUUUUGUACAGAGAAUAAAGAAUGAAAUUAUUUAUAA
Dipodomys ordii (Ord's kangaroo rat) is the source of this 4006-nucleotide messenger RNA. It is a transcript of the gene Srebf1, whose product is annotated as sterol regulatory element binding transcription factor 1. The record is from RefSeq and is a predicted model, not a curated record. Bases 12 to 3542 code for a protein of 1176 amino acids. Gene Ontology annotation, biological process: regulation of transcription by RNA polymerase II. Gene Ontology annotation, cellular component: nucleus. The transcript is spliced from 21 exons. Gene Ontology annotation, molecular function: DNA-binding transcription factor activity, RNA polymerase II-specific; RNA polymerase II cis-regulatory region sequence-specific DNA binding; protein dimerization activity. NCBI's taxonomy places the organism in Eukaryota, Metazoa, Chordata, Mammalia, Rodentia, Heteromyidae.